ACUGGGACAAUAGUGAGUGGUGCACACUUCCUUCGCCCGGCCACAGAAGACAAAAAAGAGUUGCUGGUGUAACAAUAGGAAGAAUAUAUUCCACUCCUCUCUUGUACACGCGGCUUAUGAGAUGAACGCUCGUCAAGAAGAACGUCCCCUUCAGCAGCAGGAGGAUCCACAGCCCCCCCACAUUAAAGAGGAAGAGGAGGAAGUGUGGAUCAGUCAGGAGGGAGAGUGUCCUGUAGGGCAGGAGGAGGCUGAUGUCAGCAAGUUUCCACUGACUGUUGUCUCUGUGAAGACUGAAGAGCAUGAAGACAAACCACCUGAGUCCUCACAGCUUCAUCACAGUCCAAACGUCCAGCAGGUGUCAGCAGAGAGUCAUGAAGAGAUUCCCUCCAAGCAGCAGGAGUGGAGCUCCAGUGUGGGACAGAAGGAGCGACAGGCCCCCUCCCACAUUAAAGAGGAAGAGGAGGAACUGUCGAAGCAGCUUCAAAGGGUGGAGGAGGCUAAUGAUGAAGAUGAAGCUCAGUCCUUACAGCUUCAUCACAGUCAAAGUGAGGAGAACGGAGGGGCGGAGCUUGUAAGUCAACACAUCACAGAAGCUGAUGGAGAGCAUUGUGAAGAUAUAAAGUCAGAACCAGACAGCAUCUUUGCUCCACUGCCAGACAUGGACCACAUGAUGUCAGACUCUUCUGAUCACAGUGACCACAUCCAACAACCUUUGGAGAGUAAAAAUGACUCUAAAGGUGAUACGAGACAUCACACUAACAACAAAGACUCUGACUGCUCUGAAUGUGAGAAAUCAUUUAGACUGAAGAGUGAUUUUACAGUACACAUGAGAAUACAUACUGGAGAGAAACCUUUUACUUGCUCUGUUUGUAAGAAAAGUUUCUCCACAAAGCAACACAUGACCACACACAUGAGAACACACACGGGAGAGAAACCUUUUACUUGCUCUGUUUGUAAGAAGAGUUUCUCCGUUAAGCCUGCCAUGACCAGACACAUGAGAACACACACUGGAGAGAAACCUUUUACUUGCUUUGUUUGUCAGAAGCAUUUCUCCACAAAGUCUAACAUGUCCUCACACAUGAGAACACACACUGGAGAGAAAGCAUUUAGUUGCACUGUGUGUGAUAAGAUGUUCUGGCAUAAGUAUCAGGUCAGUAAACACAAGUGUGUAACAGUCAUGGAAGCUGCAGGGAUUUAAAAACACUUAGUGAUUGUGCUAAAUGUACUUUAAAAACACAGCAUGAUUAAUAUGAAUGUAUAUUUGAUGUUGUAUGUAGUGCCUCUCAUCUUCUACUGUUAAAUUUAAAGGCCUACUGAAAGCCACUACUACCGACCACGCAGUCUGAUAGUUUACAUAUCAAUGAUGAAAUAUUAACAUUGCAACACAUGCCAAUACGGCCUUUUUAGUUUACUAAAUUGCAAUUUUAAAGGAGAACAUUAUCACCAGACAUAUGUAAGAGUCAAUAUAUACCUUGAUAUUGCAGAAAAAAGACCAUAUGUUUUUUUAACGGAUUUCCGAACUCUAAAAGGGUGAAUUGGCGAUUUAAACACCUUUCAAUUGUUUGCUGUCGGAGCAAUGACCUUUCACCUGUGACGUUACAACGGGAAGCAAUACACUAUUUUCUCAAACACAUUACACACACAAGUCAAAUCAGCUCUGUUAUUUUUUGUUUUUACUACUGUUUUCCGUCCCUUGGAGACAUCAUGCCUCGUCGGUGUGUUGUCGGAGGGUGUAACAACACGAUCAGGGACGGAUUCAAGGUGACUUACGUGGCGUGUGCAUCGAUUAACAUGGCAUGCUAAUCGAUGCUAACAUGCUAUUUAGGCUAGCUGUAUGUACAUAUUGCAUCGUUAUGCCUCAUUUGUAGCUAUAUUUGCAUCCAGCCUUUCCCUCCACCCACAUUUAAUGCCAAACAAACACAUACCAAUUGACGGAUUCAAGUACACCAGUGGUCAAAAGAUGCAAAAGUCCCUUGUUUGUUCUGCACAUUUUACCAACGACAGCUAUGCUACGACAGACAUGGCACAGAGGUGUGGAUAUCCUGCGACACUCAAAGCAGAUGCAUUUCCAACGAUAAAGUCAACGAAAUCACAAAGGUGAGUUUUGUUGAUGUUAUUGACUUAUGUGCUAAUCAGACAUAUUUGGUCACGGCAUGACUGCCAGCUAAUCGAUGUUAACAUGCUAUUUAGGCUAGCUGUAUGUACAUUUGUAGCUAUAUUUGCAUCCAGCCUUUCCCUCCACCCACAUGUUAUGCCAAACAAACAUUUACCAAUCGAUGGAUUUAAGUUGCUCCAGUGGUCAAAAGAUGCAAUCGUUGGUUAGAAGGCGAUCGCCGAAUAGCUUCAAUAGCUAUUCACUCAAUAGCUUCAGUUUCUUUUUCAAUUUCGCUUUCGCUAUCUGCCUCCACACUCCAACCAUCCGUUUCAAUACAUUCGUAAUCUGUUGAAUCUGCUGAAAUCCACGUCUGAAUCCGUGCUAAUGUCACUAUAUCUUGCUGUUCUAUCCGCCAUGUUUGUUUGUAUUGGCGUCACUAUAUGACGUCACAGGAAAAUGGACGGGUGGAUUUACAGAUAGCGAAAAUCAGGCACUUAAAGCCUUUUUUCGGGAUAAUCCAUGAUGGAUAACAUUUUGAAAAAAACUUCAAAAAAUAAAAUAAACCACUGGGAACUGAUUUUUAUUGGUUUUAACCCUUCUGAAAUUGUGAUAAUGUUACCCUUUAAAUUUCUCUCGAGUUACUUGUUAAAAUCGUCGCGGAAUGAUGACGCAUACGCGUGACAUCACCUGUUGGAGGGGACAUAUUAGCGUAGCACCAAACACGGCUAAAAGUCGUCUCUUUUCAUCGCGCAAUUACAAAGUAUUUUGGACAUCUGUGUUGCUGAAUCUUUUGCAAUUUGUUCAUUUAAUAAUGGAGAUUAUAAAGAAGAAUGCUGUUGGUGGAAAGCGGUGGAUUGCAGCUGUCUUUAGCACCGAGACACAGCCGGUGUUUCUUUGUUUGUUUUUAACACAGAGCGGUCAAGCGAACAUGUUUUCUCUACGUCAACCAGCAUGUUUUUGGAUGGGGAAAUUGUGAUAUAUAUUUUACCGGAGAAAUCGUUGGAUUAUUCGUCGCCCUGCAGCAGCUGUGAGCUUGGCUCCUCGGCUUCUCUCUGAGACACAGUGUGUUCACCGCAGCCAUCCGACCUCGAGGUAUGUCUUUACAAUCUCACUAAAACACUAUUAAAACAAUAAGCAGAUAAGUGAUCUUCCACAAUUAUCCUAGUAAAUGUGUCUAAUUACAUCUGAAACGCUCACACUGCCGUCUCCCGGAGCCGUCGCGUUUUUUUUUUUUUUUCUUCUAGUCCUUUACUAUCAAUAUCCUAAUUCACAAAUCUUUCAUCCUCGCUCAAAUUAAUGGGGAAAUUGUCGCUUUCUCGGUCCGAAUUGUUGUUACUGCUGGUGGCUCCCAUUAAAAACAAUGUGAAUAUGCGUGGAGUCCUACAACUCGUGACGUCACGC
This is a messenger RNA of Nerophis ophidion (straightnose pipefish), 3496 nucleotides long. Its product is annotated as zinc finger protein 32-like. NCBI's taxonomy places the organism in Eukaryota, Metazoa, Chordata, Actinopteri, Syngnathiformes, Syngnathidae. Gene Ontology annotation, molecular function: DNA-binding transcription factor activity; RNA polymerase II cis-regulatory region sequence-specific DNA binding. The transcript has 3 exons. Gene Ontology annotation, biological process: regulation of transcription by RNA polymerase II. The record is from RefSeq and is a predicted model, not a curated record. The coding region runs from base 122 to 1198 and encodes 358 amino acids.